Molecule: messenger RNA, 797 nt
Organism: Macadamia integrifolia
Lineage: Eukaryota; Viridiplantae; Streptophyta; Magnoliopsida; Proteales; Proteaceae
Product: putative receptor-like protein kinase At3g47110
Exons: 1
Coding region: 90-770 (226 amino acids)
Molecular function (GO): protein binding
Source: RefSeq, a predicted model, not a curated record
GAUAGUCCCCUUGGACUUGCGACAUAUGUAGCUGUAGUAUAUGUAUAUAUAUAUUUCAAGCUUAUGCAAGUUGAUACAAGCCUUGCACAAUGGAUCAUGAUCGGUCAGAGCAAGUAAGGUUUCGAGUGUUUUGGUUAAUCUUCACUGCCAUUCACCUCUUCCACCUCUCAUCUGCCACCUCCAACCUUGGAAACCACUCUGAUCUUCUGGCUUUACUAGCUUUCAAGGAUGGAAUAACUCAAGACCCACUUCAUAUCAUGAAAUCCUGGAACGAUUCUCUCCAUUUCUGUAAGUGGGCAGGAGUCACAUGCAACCUCCAUGCAAACCAAAGAGUCACACUUCUCAACUUGGAAUCUCAAAGGUUAGCUGGAACUUUAUCUCCUUACAUUGGAAAUCUUACUUUCCUUUCUACUAUCAACCUGCAAAAUAACAGCUUCCAUGGCGAGAUUCCUCAAGAAAUUGGUCGUUUGACACGUUUACAAGAUCUCCGUUUGACGGAUAAUUCCAUAGGAGGCAAGAUUCCUUUCAAUCUUACUAACUGCAUGGACCUCAUAACCCUUAAUUUAUCUUCCAACAACAUCUCAGGGUACAUCCCAGACCAGCUUAGUUCACUCUCCAAUAUACAAAUUCUUGGCCUCGGACGUAACUUUCUGACGGGAAGCAUCCCACCAUGGUUGGGGAAUUUUUCAUCUCUGUUCAAUCUCUCUCUCUUGCACAAAAUAGUUUCCAAGGAAGCAUACCUGAUGACCUUGGACGGCUAUGUUGCUUAGGAAAGUUUCAAGUUUCCAGAAAUGAUC